Apis florea (little honeybee) is the source of this 2097-nucleotide messenger RNA. RefSeq lists its product as uncharacterized. Gene Ontology annotation, cellular component: nucleus. The record is from RefSeq and is a predicted model, not a curated record. NCBI's taxonomy places the organism in Eukaryota, Metazoa, Arthropoda, Insecta, Hymenoptera, Apidae. Gene Ontology annotation, molecular function: DNA-binding transcription factor activity, RNA polymerase II-specific; RNA polymerase II cis-regulatory region sequence-specific DNA binding. Gene Ontology annotation, biological process: regulation of transcription by RNA polymerase II.
UGGUAGCAGCGGUGGCAGCAGCAGCAGCAGCAGCACCAGCAGCACUAGCAGCAGCAGCAGCAGUGGCGGCAGCGGCGGAGGUGCCGUCGGUGGCGCCGGUGGUGGCAACGGAAACGGCGGCGGCGGUGGCGGUGGCGGUGGUGGCGGCGGUGGCGGUGGUGGAGGUGGUGCCGGUGGUGGUAGUAGACAGAACGCGAGGGAGUCCCUGUCGGUGAUCGUGCCACCUCAGGACGUGGACGUGGACUCGCGCGACGCCGACUCGGAGCUCCUCAGUCCGGGCAAGCUAACGCCGACGUCGGGGAUAAGCGUCUCGGUCGCGAGUAUGAUCGACGCGACGGACUUCAGGGCGAUGCAGCCGGAGCCUACCUAUCAGACGCUGACCUCGGUCGCGGAGAGGAUGUCGCCGCCCGGGUUCAGCCCGGGCUCGUCUUACGCGACCCUGACGCCGUUACAGCCGUUACCGCCGAUCUCCACGAUGAGCGACAAGUUUGUGUACAGUGCACACGCGGCCGGCGGCGUGACCGGUAGUUUCGCGGUCAUGCAGAACAACGGCCUCGGCAAUAUCGGCCUCGGUAUGGGCGGCUCGCCGUACGCAUACGACAAAUUGCCGACGAUGAGCAUGUCGCCGCCGCACAAUUAUCCUUCGCCGGGGGCCGGCCUUCAACCGAGCCCUUUGUCGCCCCAGAGCGCCUACAGCCAGAGCGGAUUGAACUCGCCGCACAAAUCCGCAAGCCCUCACUACGAUCCGGCCUUUUUGCCGAGGUUGCAACAGAGCCCGGCGGCGUUGAGCCCAUCCUCGCCGCCGGCCGUCUCGGCGACGGCAAGUUUCGCGCCUUCUCAUCAUUCCCCGCCCACGCAUUCGGUGCCCGCUGCCUCGCCACCACCUAUGCAGACCCAGUUGCAGCAGCAGCAGCAGCAACAGCAGCAACAGCAACAGCAGCAGCAGCAGCAGCAACAGCAACAACAACAAUCGAUCCAGCAACAACAGACGAUAUCGCACACGCAGCACGUGCAACACACGUCGGUUGUGAUGAAGACCGUUUCGUCGGCCGGGAACGGGGCCGGCGAGGUCGAGGAGAUCAACACGAAGGAGUUGGCGCAGAGGAUCAGCGCCGAGUUGAAGAGGUACAGCAUACCGCAGGCGAUAUUCGCCCAGAGGGUUUUGUGCCGUAGCCAGGGCACGCUCAGCGAUCUGCUUCGCAACCCGAAACCUUGGUCCAAGCUCAAGAGCGGCCGCGAAACCUUCCGACGGAUGUGGAAGUGGCUACAGGAGCCAGAGUUUCAGAGAAUGUCGGCUUUGCGGCUAGCAGCCCUGAGCAACUGCUCUGCCGAGAGCGGAGGCGAGCCGGAAGCCAUGCUGGAUAUCCACCACCCAGGAACAGGUCUCGAGUCUCAUCACCAACAGUUUCACAACUCAUAUGACUACCAGAUGCGCAAUGUUAACGUGAGAUCGGUCAACUCUAAACGAAGGAAAACACCCUCCUCUUCCUGCUUCUGCACAGAUUCCACAACGCGGAGCAUGCAAGAGGAAAGACGAGAUGGCGAACCAGGCAGAACACCAACAGCCCGCCCCCAAGAAACCGCGCCUGGUUUUCACAGACCUUCAGCGUCGUACUCUACAGGCUAUUUUUAAAGAGACGAAGAGGCCGUCGAAAGAGAUGCAGGUGACAAUCGCUAGGCAGCUGGGCCUGGAGCCGACCACGGUCGGCAACUUCUUCAUGAACGCUCGACGCCGUUCCAUGGACAAGUGGAAGGACGAGGAUCCGAAGACCGUCGCGGUCGAGGAGGGGCAGCUAUCGCCCACGAUAGGUAUCGGGCAACGGCAACCAAGCGACGUUUUGUGACACACGUCCGACCACGAGGAGUACCACGACGAGUCGCCCGAGGAAGACCUCCCCUUCUCGUAAAGGGGCCGCGGAUUUCGCGCGCGACGCGGCGAUUAUUAUCACCACUCGAGACGCUCGACUGCUGACCUGGAACGUCAGUUUUCGGCCAUAGCCAUAUUCCCCAGUUUUCCACUCGUCGUCGUCCCCCUCCCCCACGCGUCGUGGGAUCGCGGGGCGCGCGGGGCCCCCCCCGGUCACCUCCCCUCUCCCC